Messenger RNA from Penicillium daleae, 450 nucleotides. Its product is annotated as blue light-inducible protein Bli-3. NCBI's taxonomy places the organism in Eukaryota, Fungi, Ascomycota, Eurotiomycetes, Eurotiales, Aspergillaceae. The transcript is spliced from 2 exons. The coding region runs from base 1 to 450 and encodes 149 amino acids. The record is from RefSeq and is a predicted model, not a curated record.
AUGUUGACCACCAAGCAAUCCGAAGGUGAUUACUUGGCAUUGCGAUGCAUGACACUAGCUGCAACGGAACACGGCGGCAUCGACCUAGUCUUCCACACAAACCUCUUCUCUGGCAAAACAAUGGAUCUAACAGUCUACCCACAAGAAACAAACAUGUCCUUCCUUGACCCCAUCAGCGGGGCCUGGGCCUCCAUAUCCGGCACAGCAAAGAUCGUCUCCGAUCCAGACACCGUCCAAAAGUACUACUCACCACAAUUGAAAGCCUGGCUCGGCGUGAUUAAGUUGGAGGCGAAGUUGGCAACGCAUGUUGCUGCUAAGGAGGGCAUUUUGGGUCGUGCGGUUGAUACCGUUAAUGGGGCUGUGAAGGGGGAGGUUCCUGCUAUCAAUAGUAUUCGGGAGUUGAGUAUGGCUGAGUUGGUUGAGUGUAAGUUUUCUUUUUCCUGGGGCUAG